AUGUCAGAUUUAAAAAAAGAUGUGGAACGGAAAAAGAAGGAGGUGAUAGAGAAAUUAAAGAAUGGUGCGUUUAUUGCUAAAGCACAACCACCAUCAUCAUCUCAUGGUUUAUUUUGGCAACAUUUAUUACGUAUUAAAUGCUCCAGUGAUCAAUAUCAACCAUUUGUUCAAUGUGGAUUAUGUAAUGACAUUUUAUCGUAUUCAAUUUCUAAUGGAACUUCUACGAUUAGUUAUCACGUAAAAAAUUGUCUUGAAAAAUCAAAUCAAUUAAAGAACAAUAAUACACUUGAUAAAUAUUUAAAUAAAUCUAAUGAAGUUAGUGUAUCACCUGAUGAUAAACGAUCAAUAACGAUUGCCUGCGCCAAAUUCUGCGCAUUAGACAUGCGAUCAUUCAACAUCGUAAAAGGUCCUGGUUUUACAAAUUUAUGUCAAUCUUUGAUUAAUCUUGGCUACCAGUACGGUGUAGCUAAACUUGGUGCACCUACAUCAACAUUAUUAUUACCUGACCCAACUAAUAUAUCGCGCACUAUUUCUCGAAUAUCAAAUGAUUAUCGAAAUAAAUUAAAAGAUAUUAUGAUGGUUGAUUUAAAAGCUGUUAGAUUAAUUGGCAUAUCAAGCGAUUACUGGAAAAAUAGUGGUACAAAUCUUUUGCUUGAACGAAAUGAAGCACAUUAUUUACAAGAUAUUAAUCGAAAAUUAGUUAAAGAUGUAGAGAAAUUUUUAUCAUUAUUUAAAGUAGCAAGUGAGCAACUAUCUGCUGAUACUUCACCAACAUUACAUCUAGUUGUUCCCUGGUUUUGGAAAUUAAAAGCUUCUUGUAUACCUAACCAGGAUGAUUCUUUAUUAUUAAAUCAAUUUAAAAAUGCUGUUUCAAAUAUGUUGGAUGAUAAAGUUCAUUUGACAUCAUUACACUAUAUAGCUACAUGUUUAUAUCCUGCAACAAAAAAGCUUCAAACAUUAGAGGAUAGUUAUCGAAAUGAAAUUUAUGCAGAUAUCAGAAAAAUAAUAGUAACACUUGGUAUUCGUGAAGAAAACUCAUCUUUAUCAUCUAAAACCAAUUCUAAAACCACCAAUAAACGAUUAAAAAAAAAGAAAAACAAUUUUAUUAAGGAAAAUGAUGUUAUGGUAGAAUUUGCUGGAGAUCCCGAGGACGACUCGGAUGACGAUUCUGAUGAGCUUGAACGUUAUCUUAAAACGAAACUGUCAUUUACGAAGGAUGAUACAAUUAUACAAUGGUGGAACAAACAUUCGCUAUUGUUUCCAGAACUUGCUUUGUUAGCAAAAUCAUUACUUGGAAUUCCAGCAAGUUCCGCAACAUCUGAACGGAUUUUUAGUGCGUCUGGACGGAUUUUAGAAAAACGAAGGCAAUCAUUAAAUCCAGAUGUAGUACACGAUAUGUUAAUGAUGCGAAACUUUCGAGAUAUAUGA
Adineta steineri is the source of this 1428-nucleotide messenger RNA. The record is from the annotation of a GenBank genome assembly. Lineage: Eukaryota; Metazoa; Rotifera; Eurotatoria; Adinetida; Adinetidae.